Messenger RNA from Neltuma alba, 582 nucleotides. RefSeq names its product MADS-box protein SOC1-like. Gene Ontology annotation, molecular function: RNA polymerase II transcription regulatory region sequence-specific DNA binding; DNA-binding transcription factor activity; protein dimerization activity. NCBI's taxonomy places the organism in Eukaryota, Viridiplantae, Streptophyta, Magnoliopsida, Fabales, Fabaceae. The record is from RefSeq and is a predicted model, not a curated record. Gene Ontology annotation, biological process: positive regulation of transcription by RNA polymerase II. The coding region runs from base 1 to 582 and encodes 193 amino acids. Gene Ontology annotation, cellular component: nucleus. The transcript has 6 exons.
AUGGGAAGAGGGAAGAUUGAGAUUAAAAGAAUUGAAAACGCAAAUAGCCGACAAGUGACAUUUUCAAAGAGAAGAAGUGGGCUUCUGAAGAAGGCCUACGAGCUGUCGGUUCUGUGUGAUGCCCAAGUAGCUGUGAUUGUCUUUUCUCAACAAGGCAGGCUCUAUGAGUUCUUCAGUUCUGAAAACAUCAUUGACCGAUAUGUUAAAUCUGGCAAAAAUGUUGAUAUCAACAAGUUGGAAGAGGAACAACUUAUCCAGCAAAUGAGGUCUAGCUGUGCAAGUAUGGCGAGGAAAAUUGAGCUCUUAGAACUUUCUCAAAGGAAACUGUUGGGACAUAGCGUAAGUUGUUCUCAUGAGGAACUUCAAGCAAUUGAGUGCCAGCUUGAAAGAAGUUUGCUAAACAUCAGAAUAAGAAAGGAUCAGCUAUUUAGGGAGCAGCGUGAGCAACUGAAAAAUGAGCUCGGAGAAAAGACAUGGCAGCAAUGGGCUAAACACAAAGAAGUAGCACAACAGAGUUCAAGUAAAAGCAGAUUAAGCUCAUUUGUGCAAACUGAAUUACAGAUUGGACUGCCAGAGACCUGA